Messenger RNA from Ricinus communis (castor bean), 1212 nucleotides. RefSeq names its product syntaxin-72. Gene Ontology annotation, cellular component: membrane; endomembrane system; SNARE complex. Bases 161 to 958 code for a protein of 265 amino acids. The transcript has 9 exons. Gene Ontology annotation, biological process: vesicle fusion; intracellular protein transport. Lineage: Eukaryota; Viridiplantae; Streptophyta; Magnoliopsida; Malpighiales; Euphorbiaceae. The record is from RefSeq and is a predicted model, not a curated record. Gene Ontology annotation, molecular function: SNARE binding; SNAP receptor activity.
GCCAAAAAUAAGCGGCUGGUAUUGGGCGCGCUGUAUUCUCUGGGUUUUCUUUCUCCAAAACCGCAUUCUACGCUCCACGCCUCCUUUGUCCUCACCAAUCUUAGACCAUGGCAAAAUCAAAAUUUAGAGAGAAUAUCCAAACGGAGCUGUGUGGAAGAAGAUGAGCGUGAUAGACAUUCUGUUCAGAGUCGAUGAUAUAUGCAGAAAAUAUGAGAAAUACGACAUCGACAAGCAGCGUGACCUCAAUUGUUACGGCGAUGAUGCCUUUGCUCGUCUCUAUGCCUCUAUUGAGUCCGACGUCGAUGCUGCUCUUCAUAAAUCUGAGGUGGCAGCAAUGGAGAAUAACAGGGCUUCUGCGGUUGCUAUAAAUGCAGAGGUUCGUAGGACUAAGGCUCGAUUGGCUGAAGAAGUUGUUAAACUCAAGAAAUUGGCUAACAAGAAGGUCAAAGGGCUUUCAACAGAAGAACAAGCCAUCCGUCCUGACCUAGUUCUUGGACUGAUCGAGAGGAUUCAAGCCAUACCAGAUGGGACAGCAGGAGGAGCCAAACAAGCUGGAGGACGGGCAGGAUCAUUGACAAAUCAAACUAUCAAGUUUGAUUCAUCAGACGAACACCUUCAUGGUGAUUUUUUUCAACAAAGUGAAGAAUCAAGUCAGUUUAGACAAGAGUAUGAAAUGCGGAAGUUAAAACAGGAUCAAGGUCUUGAUAUCAUAUCAGAAGGACUGGACACAUUGAAAAAUUUGGCUCAAGAUAUGAAUGAGGAAUUGGACAGGCAAGUUCCUUUAAUAGAUGAAAUUGAUACAAAGGUGGACAAGGCAACUUCAGAUCUUAAAAAUACAAAUGUUAGGCUGAAGCAGACACUUGUCCAGAUAAGGUACAGUAGAAACUUCUGCAUUGAUAUUAUUCUGCUCUGCGUGAUCCUGGGAGUGGCUUCAUACAUUUACAAUAUUUUGAGGUGAAUGGACUUCAUUGGCUUGUUAUACUGCUGCUUGAUCAUAAUGUUGUUUGGUUUAAUAAUUUUCAUUAUCUGAGGGCUUUUUGUAUUCUUCCAAUAUCGCCAGCAUAUAUUUGAUUUAUACUGCCCUCAAGGAGUUCAUUUGCAUUUACCUUUGCCUUCUGUAUCAACCAUUUGACAAUAAUCAUAUGGGCUUUAUGCAUAUGAACAAAGAUGUAAUUGUACAACUGUAAUAUGUUACAGCUCUUUUGCCUGCCA